AAGUCUUGAAUCUGUGUUCCUCCAAGGUGGUCAUCUGACAGCUAACCACCAGAGCUCCACUCACCCGUCUUUUUAGAGGGACAGUGAGAGCACAUUCAGGCACAACUCUGAGCCUUUUUCAUCUUCUAAUUACAACACAGAAACAGAAAAUUCAAAGUGUCAUCUUUAAAAUACAAAUUGGACUUUGGAUGGUUCGUUUUUAGACAGAAUUUUGGACGACACAAUGGCUCAAAUGGAUGCAGAGUUUGAUUUGAAGAGCAGCAGCAUCAUCAGGGAAUGGAGCGGACAGGUUCGUCCUGCUCUGGUCGCCUCCUUCUUGUUCCUCUUCUGUCUGGAAGCCUGUCUGUGGGUCAGGAACCUCAGGCUCAAGAGACGACUGCCGGGACCCUUCGCCUGGCCCGUGGUGGGAAACGCCAUGCAGCUGGGUCAGAUGCCUCACAUCACCUUCGCCACGCUUGCCAAAAAGUACGGAGAUGUGUAUCAGAUACGUCUGGGCUGCAGCGAUGUGGUGGUUCUGAACGGCGACAGGGCCAUCCGCGAGGCCCUGGUACAGCACAGCACUGAGUUUGCAGGCAGACCCAACUUUGUGUCCUUUCAGUUUGUUUCAGGGGGGAAGAGCUUGACUUUCAGGAGUUACAGCAAACAGUGGAAGAUGCACAGGAAAAUAGCCCAAACAACAAUCAGAGCGUUCUCGUCUGCCAACAGUCAGAGCAAAAAGACGUUUGAGGAUCAAAUUGUGGCGGAGGCCAAAGAGCUGGUUGGUAUUUUCCUUAAACUGAGCGCUCAGGGCCAGUAUUUCAACCCUGGCCAUGAGUUGACUGUGGCUGCUGCUAAUGUGAUUUGUGCCUUGUGCUUUGGAAAGCGUUAUGGACACGAUGAUGCCGAGUUCAGAGCCAUGCUCCACCAGGUGGAUCAGUUCGGACAGACGAUAGGAGCUGGCAGUUUGGUCGACGUGAUGCCGUGGCUCCAGUCCUUCCCAAACCCAGUCAGGCGGAUCUUCAAGAGUUUUAAGUGUCUGAAUAAAAGUUUCUUCCAGUUUGUCAGGAACAAAGUGGAGGAGCACAGAGAGACCUUUGACCCAGAGGUCAUUAGGGAUAUGAGUGAUGCCCUUAUUAAUGUGUUAAGUGACAAAGAAAACAUCACCGAGCUGACAAACGACUACACGGAGGCAACGGUGUCAGACCUGAUUGGUGCAGGAUUGGACACCGUCUCCACGGCUCUUCACUGGAUUGUUCUCCUGCUGGCAAAACACCCCGACAUGCAAACCAGACUUCAGGAGCUUGUUGAUGGAGCGGUGGGCCGAAGCAGACUGCCAUCUGUCGAGGACAGACCACAGCUGCCUCACCUGGAUGCCUUCAUCUUUGAGACGAUGCGUUUCACAAGCUUCGUCCCCGUCACCAUCCCUCAUUCCACAACCUCUGACGUCACCAUCAGUGGUCUCAAAAUCCCCAAAGACACAGUCGUCUUCAUCAAUCAGUGGUCUGUCAACCACGACCCAUUAAGGUGGAAGGACCCGCACCUCUUCGACCCCUCACGCUUCCUGGAUGAAACUGGCUCGCUGGACAAAGACUUAGCAAACAAUGUCAUGAUCUUCUCAGCGGGGAAGAGGCGAUGCAUCGGAGAGAUGGUGGCAAAAGUGGAGAUAUUUUUGUUCUUUGCCAUUCUGCUCCACCAGUGCAGCUUUGAAAAAUGCCCGGAAGAGGACUUCUCUCUAAACUUUUCUUAUGGGUUGACUCUGAAGCCUUUAAAUUACAAGAUCACUGCCAAGCUGAGGGGAGAAUUACUCAAAAGUGAAUAAAAAUCCCCAUCCUGUAUUACAGCAGGUAUGUAAACGAGGGUUUCUACACCUGGGCGUUUUGAUCACCUUUUAUUUUUGACCCCCAGAAAUGUCACGUUUGUCAUUAUUAAAAUCAAAACAAAAACGUCUGUGUACAACAUGUAAACAUUUGUCAUGUAUCCUGUGUAAAACACCACUAACUGAGCUGUUUAUUGUUCUGUAAACACUUCUGUAAAACCUAAUUUAUGCUCAUCCCUUUGACUGAGUUCCAGAAAUGUGUUUAAAUGUUUUUUUUAUAUUUCAUUCAUCACAACUAAUAAUGUUUUGAAUGCACAAUAAACAUUAUAUACUCAUUUAAUUUAGUCACUUGGAUUUAGUGACCUCUCAGCAUCUGUGAUCUCAGUAGAAGUCAUAAUUAAAGUUCAUGCUUUGCUUCUUUUGUGGGUUACAGGUCCACAAUGAUCUAAAGCUAUGGCUGUGAAUAAUGUGAUGUGUCAUAAGGAUGAAUUUGAUCAAUUAUUAAAGAAAUGCAUGAUAAAAAAACAGUUGCACACUC
This is a messenger RNA of Nothobranchius furzeri (turquoise killifish), 2333 nucleotides long. Its product is annotated as cytochrome P450 1B1. Gene Ontology annotation, biological process: hormone biosynthetic process; progesterone metabolic process. The record is from RefSeq and is a predicted model, not a curated record. Gene Ontology annotation, molecular function: steroid 17-alpha-monooxygenase activity; heme binding; iron ion binding. Lineage: Eukaryota; Metazoa; Chordata; Actinopteri; Cyprinodontiformes; Nothobranchiidae.